Messenger RNA from Hyaena hyaena (striped hyena), 1719 nucleotides. It is a transcript of the gene EQTN, whose product is annotated as equatorin. Gene Ontology annotation, biological process: acrosomal vesicle exocytosis; endocytosis; fusion of sperm to egg plasma membrane involved in single fertilization. The transcript has 8 exons. Gene Ontology annotation, cellular component: plasma membrane. The record is from RefSeq and is a predicted model, not a curated record. The coding region runs from base 164 to 1315 and encodes 383 amino acids. Lineage: Eukaryota; Metazoa; Chordata; Mammalia; Carnivora; Hyaenidae.
GAUACCAAAGUAAAGAGCUCCAGAAGUCUUUGAGCCCAUUCAUGCACAUCCCUUCUCCACCUCCCAUCACUCAGAAGAAUGGGCCAGAGGGCCUAAAGAAAACAGUGCUGUAAACAGGACCAUCUUUGAUCUUGACCGUCUUUUCUUUUAGGAGUCUAGGGACAUGAUUCUUCCUGAAGUGGUGCCACCUGAAAAACUGCAUAAAGAGGCACUGGAAAGUAAGGAAUCACCAGAAAAUAAGGAGCCACCGGAAAAUAAGGAGCCACCUGAAAAUAAGGAGCCAGCAGAAAAUAAGGAGCCACUGGAACAUAAGGAGCCACCGGAAAAUAAGGAGCCAGCAGAAAAUAAGGAGCCACUGGAAAAUAAGGAGCCACCGGAAAAUAAGGAGCCACCGGAAAAUAAGGAGCCAGCAGAAAAUAAGGAGCCACCGGAAAAUAAGGAGCCACCUGAAAAUAAGGAGCCAUCGGAAAAUAAAGAGCCACCGGAAAAUAAGGAACCACCAGAAAAUAAAGAGCCAUCAGAAAAUAAGCCACCAGAAAAUAAGAUAGAUACUACUGCUAAUGACAAGAGUGUCAGUUAUUAUAAAGAUAUAAAACAAUAUGUGUUAACGACGCAAAAUCCAAAUGGCAGCCAGUAUGAAAUAUCCGUGAGAGCAACAACCAGUUUGCAAUUUGUUCUAAGAAACUAUAAACUCAAGGAAACAACUACAACAUCUCCUGGGAGAGCCACCGAUGAAGAACCUCCUCAAAAACAAUAUCGAAGACCAACCAAGCGUCCAAAUGAGCCUGCAUUUUGGACAAUGUUAGCUAAAGCUUUAAAUGCAACACUAACAGCUGAGGAGCUUGAGGAAAAAGAUCAAUUAUUUCACCCAAUUCCAAAGUCUGAUUUGAAUGCUACAAAAGAAGACAACGUGACACAGCUACAGGAAAUCAAGUUAAAAUUAAUGCUGGGCAUCUCAUUGAUGACCCUCUUCCUUUUUGUCAUCAUCUUGGCCAUCAGCAGUGCCUUGCUGUACAAAGUGAAGAGAAUGAAUUAUAAAAGUCCAGUUAAGACUGAAUACUCCGUCAACCCAGAGCUGGCAACUCUGUCUUACUUCCAUCCAUCAGAAGGCGUAUCAGACACAUCUUUUUCUAAGAGUGCUGACAGCAGCACAUUUUGGGGCGCUACAUCUUCAGAAUUGAAAAAAGAAGACUCAGUGUCAAAAUCUAGAAUGACAGACAUGAUUUCCACAGCCUCAGAUGAUACAGGCAUGAAUGAUGAGUCAGAUUUAAUUCAGAGUGAGGAGCCAAGCGAGGAAGCUCCCACAGAUGAAUAGAUGUUAAAUUUGUGUCAGAAGGCAAUUUCUUUGUGAUUCUCAUUAAGGUCAUGAUUUGGAAACUCUGCUGAGAAAUUUAAAUUUUCUGAUGUCUGAAAAGGAGGACAUAUUCAAUAAAAUUAUCUCAGCCAUAAAAGUUGUAUAAUGGAAAAAAUGCAAGAAAAUAAAUUAAGGUGUUGAAAACUCAUCCAGUAAAAAUAAUCCUGGACAGUGACUUUGAAAAGUAUUCACUCUAGGCUGGUUCCCUUUAAAAUGAGGACAUUUAGACAUCUUAUCUGCAUUCUGAGGACUUUCAGGGUAAUCACCACUACCUACGCCCUUCCCUCAAAGCAAAAGGAACACACCUGUUUGUGUUUUACUGGUGAAACAGUUGUGCCCUAUCAAGAAAUAAAACUAAAUUAGUA